This is a messenger RNA of Myripristis murdjan (pinecone soldierfish), 8669 nucleotides long. RefSeq names its product acetyl-CoA carboxylase beta (gene acacb). Gene Ontology annotation, molecular function: ATP binding; acetyl-CoA carboxylase activity; metal ion binding. The record is from RefSeq and is a predicted model, not a curated record. Lineage: Eukaryota; Metazoa; Chordata; Actinopteri; Holocentriformes; Holocentridae. Gene Ontology annotation, cellular component: mitochondrion. Gene Ontology annotation, biological process: fatty acid biosynthetic process. The coding region runs from base 58 to 7389 and encodes 2443 amino acids. The transcript is spliced from 54 exons.
GGGUGGGCGAUGGACGGGUCUGCAUGAGACACUGGUGUCUCGAGAGGAUGUCUGUGAAUGUUGCCACUUGUAGCUUUGGGAUUAAGCCUUUGGGUAUUGUUGCUACUGUGGAAGAUUAAUACCAAGACCUUAGCAAUGCCCGAGAAAGGAGAGGAAUCUCCAGUUGACUGUGGUUCCUGUGCAGCCCAGGAGGAGAGGCCCGCUACACGCACCUCUCCUCCUGACAAACAUUCCAUGGCAACAGUCCCUGCUACCUCCACACACCAUGAGGAGAACAAACCUCAGGCCGGCACUGCCUCAGCUGCGUGUCUAGAAGUCAAAACAGUGGAGGCCAAACAUCUGCAGGCCUCUUCUGAGGCGAACGCCGAUCAACCAUCAUCAUCAUCAUCGUCGUUGUCAUCAUCAUCGUCCAUCUCCCAGACAGCUUCCAAACCCACUGUGCCAAAGCUCAGCUCAGGCCCUGAGGCCCGGGAGCGCCUCAAGUUCAUUCUGGGAGCAUCAGAGGAUAAUUCUUCAGAUGAGGAGCCUCUGGUGACCAAACCUCCCACUGGUGCAUCUCAGCCACCAGCCUCCACCUCCUCCCUUUUCUCUCAGCAGGUGUCCUCUGCAGCACCGCGUUCCAGCUCGUCAGGCAUGAAGACUAGCAUGUCUGGUCCUCACUUGGUGAAAAAAGGACGAGAACACAGAAAAAUGGAUCUGCAGAGGGACUUCACCGUGGCCUCUCCUGCUGAGUUUGUCACCCGCUUUGGUGGCAACCGGGUCAUUGAUAAAGUGCUAAUAGCUAACAACGGUAUAGCUGCAGUCAAGUGUAUGCGUUCCAUCCGUCGCUGGUCCUAUGAAAUGUUUCGUAAUGAGAGGACCAUCCGUUUUGUCGUCAUGGUAACCCCUGAAGACUUGAAAGCCAAUGCAGAGUACAUCAAAAUGGCAGACCAUUAUGUACCUGUGCCUGGUGGGCCUAACAAUAACAACUAUGCUAAUGUAGAGCUGAUAGUGGACAUUGCCAAAAGAAUCCCAGUGCAGGCUGUGUGGGCCGGCUGGGGCCAUGCCUCAGAAAAUCCCAAACUGCCUGAGCUGCUGAACAAGGCAGGAAUAUCAUUCUUAGGGCCGUCGAGUAAGGCCAUGUGGGCUCUCGGAGAUAAGGUGGCUUCAUCCAUUGUGGCCCAGACUGCUGACAUUCCCACACUGCCAUGGAGCGGAUCAGGUCUGAAGGUGGACUGGGGAGAGGAGGACCAAAGACUUGGCAAUGUAAUCAGUGUUCCUCCAGAGAUCUACACACAUGGCUGUGUUCGUGAUGUAGAUGAUGGGCUCGCAGGGGCUGAGAGAAUUGGUUAUCCUGUUGUUAUCAAGGCCUCUGAGGGUGGAGGUGGAAAGGGUAUCCGGAAAGUAGAAAGUUCUGAGGACUUUCCAAACUUCUUUAGACAGGUUCAGGCUGAGGUACCCGGCUCGCCCAUCUUCAUCAUGCAGCUGGCCCAGCAGGCGAGGCACCUCGAGGUCCAGAUUCUGGCUGACCAGUAUGGCAACGCAAUCUCACUAUUUGGACGAGACUGCUCCAUUCAGAGAAGGCAUCAGAAGAUUAUAGAAGAGGCCCCGGCUACCAUAGCAGCCCCCUCAACAUUUGAGCAGAUGGAACGGUACGCUGUGCGGCUGGCUAAGAUGGUGGGCUAUGUGAGCGCAGGAACUGUAGAGUACCUCUUUUCUGAGGAUGGAAGCUUCCAUUUUCUGGAGCUGAACCCGCGCUUGCAGGUGGAGCACCCCUGUACAGAGAUGAUCGGAGAUGUCAACCUGCCUGCAGCACAGCUUCAGAUUGCAAUGGGGAUCCCCCUCCAUAGAAUUAAAGACAUUCGCUUGUUAUAUGGAGAAACACCAUGGGGCGACACCACCAUUAACUUUGAAGCUCCAGAUUGCAUUCCCAGUCCAAGAGGGCAUGUUAUAGCUGCUCGGAUCACAAGUGAGAACCCUGAUGAGGGAUUCAAGCCCAGUUCAGGCACUGUACAGGAACUGAACUUCCGCAGCAGUAAAAAUGUCUGGGGUUACUUCAGUGUUGGGGCCACUGGUGGCCUGCAUGAGUUUGCUGACUCCCAGUUUGGACACUGUUUUUCCUGGGGCGAGAACCGUGAAGAAGCUAUUUCGAACAUGGUGGUGGCUAUGAAGGAGCUGUCCAUCAGAGGUGACUUCAGGACCACAGUUGAAUAUCUCAUUAAGUUACUAGAGACAGAAAGUUUCCGAAACAAUGACAUCAACACCGGCUGGCUGGAUCACCUCAUUGCAGAGAAAGUGCAGGCUGAAAGACCAGACACCAUGCUGGGCAUUGUCUGUGGGGCUUUACAUGUUGCCGAUGCCAGCUUCAGAAAGAGCAUGUCUGACUUCCUACAUUCACUGGAAAGAGGCCAGGUCCUGCCAGCGGCCAGCCUCCUCAACUCUGUCAAUGUGGACCUCAUAUAUGAAGGAGUCAAAUUCUGCCUCAAGGUUGCUCGCCAGUCCCCAACAACUUAUGUCAUCAUCAUGAAUGGCUCGGACAUUGAGAUUGAUGUCCACAGGCUGAAUGAUGGUGGCCUCCUGCUGUCCUACGAUGGCAGCAGCCACACCACCUACAUGAAGGAGGAAGUGGACAGUUACCGCAUCACUGUCGGGAACAAGACAUGCGUGUUUGAGAAGGAGAAGGAUCCCACAGUGUUGAGGUCGCCCUCUGCUGGUAAAUUCUUGCAAUAUGUGGUUGAUGAUGGAGGCCAUUUAUCUGCAGGAGAUUCCUAUGCGGAGAUUGAGGUGAUGAAGAUGGUGAUGGCUCUAACAGUACAGGAGUCUGGUUGUAUUCACUUUGUAAAGAGGCCUGGAGCGGUUCUGGAGCCCGGCUGCAUAGUGGCCCGUAUGGAACUGGACGACCCCAGCAGUAUCCAUCCGGUGGAGCUUAACACAGCCUCUCUGCCACCCCAACAACCACUGCCCAUUGUAGGAGAGAAGCUUCACCAGGUUUUCCACAGUGUGCUAGAGAACCUGAUCAAAGUCAUGGAUGGAUACUGCCUCGCAGAGCCCUACUUCAGCAGCAAGGUGAAGCAGUGGGUUGCUACCCUGAUGAAGACACUAAGGGACCCCUCCUUGCCGCUGUUGGAACUGCAGGAGAUCAUGACCAGUGUUGCAGGUCGCGUUCCCCCCGCUGUGGACAAAGCCAUCCGUAAAAUCAUGGCCCAGUAUGCGAGCAACAUCACCUCUGUCCUCUGCCAGUUUCCCAGCCAAAGGAUUGCCAACAUCCUAGACAGCCACGCAGCCACUUUACAGAGGAAAGCUGAUCGAGAGGUUUUCUUCAUGAACACUCAGAGUAUUGUACAGUUGGUGCAAAGGUACCGCAGUGGAAUCCGUGGCUAUAUGAAGUCUGUGGUUCUGGAUCUGCUGAGGCGCUACCUGCAAGUGGAGAUGCAGUUUCAGCAAGCUCACUAUGACAAGUGUGUCAUCAACCUGAGAGAGCACUACAAGCCUGACAUGACUCCCGUUCUCGAGUACAUCUUCUCUCAUUCCCAGGUCUCCAAGAAGAACAUCCUCGUCACGAUGCUCAUAGACCAACUUUGUGGAAGGGAUCCCACGCUAGCAGACGAGCUGAUGGCCAUCCUGAAUGAGCUCACGCAGCUUAGCAAGAUGGAGAACUCAAAGGUGGCCCUGAGAGCCAGACAGGUCUUGAUAGCCUCACAUUUACCAUCCUAUGAGCUGAGGCACAACCAGGUGGAGUCCAUCUUCCUGUCAGCCAUUGAUAUGUAUGGCCAUCAGUUUUGCCCAGAGAACCUGAAGAAACUCAUCCUCUCUGAGACUUCCAUUUUUGACGUCUUGCCCAAUUUCUUCUACCACUCCAAUCAAGUUGUGUGCAUGGCUGCCUUGGAGGUGUAUGUACGCAGAGCCUACAUUGCCUACGAGCUGAACAGCCUCCAGCAUCACCAGCUGCAGGAUGGGACAUGUGCCGUCGACUUCCAGUUUAUGUUGCCGUCUUCCCACCCGAACAGAGGGAGCAGCCCUACUCUGAACAGGGUUGCCGUCCCUAUGAACAGCUCAGGACAGCUUGAAAUGAGGCGGCAAAGCAGUGAGCUCUUCCUGGAGGGGGCGCUGUCACCACCUUGUCAGCGCAUGGGUGCCAUGGUGGCCUUUGAGUGUUUCGAUGACUUCAAAAAGAACUUUGAUGAGGUCAUCUCCAGCUUUGCAGAUCCACUCCUGGAGAGCCCGCUGUUCUCAGAGGUCUGCUCCAGUCUCUACGAUGAAGACAACUGCAAGAACAUGAGGGAGAACCCAAUCCACAUCAUUAAUGUGUCCAUAAAAUCAGCAGACACAGAAGAUGAUGAUGCUCUGGUCACAGCCUUCACUGCCUACGCCCAAUCCAAGAAAGCACUUCUCUUUGAGUACGGCAUCAGGAGGAUCACAUUUUUGAUAGCACAGAAGAGAGAAUUCCCCAAGUUCUUCACUUUCAGAGCCAGAGACGGGUUCCAGGAGGAUCGUAUUUACCGUAAUCUGGAGCCAGCGUUGGCCUUCCAGCUGGAGCUCAACCGCAUGAGAAACUUUGACCUGACAGCCGUCCCCUGUGCCAACCACAAGAUGCACCUGUAUCUGGGUGCCGCUCGUGUUCAGGAGGGUGCUGAAGUGACUGACUACCGCUUCUUCAUCCGCGCUAUCAUCCGCCACUCAGAUUUAAUCACAAAGGAAGCCUCCUUUGAAUACUUACAAAAUGAGGGAGAGCGACUUCUGCUGGAAGCUAUGGAUGAGCUGGAGGUGGCUUUCAGCAACACCACUGUCCGCACAGACUGCAACCACAUCUUCCUCAACUUUGUACCCACCGUCAUUAUGGACCCCUCCAAAAUAGAGGAGUCUGUCCGCUCCAUGGUGAUGCGCUACGGCAGCCGUCUGUGGAAGCUGCGGGUCCUGCAGGCUGAGCUGAAGAUCAACAUACGUCUGACACCGACUGGGAAUGCCAUUCCAAUCCGUCUUUUCCUCACCAAUGAGUCUGGUUAUUAUUUGGACAUCAGCAUAUAUAAGGAGGUCACUGACCUGGUGUCUGGACAGAUCAUGUUCCAGUCAUAUGGAGACAAGCAGGGUCUCCUGCACGGUAUGCUGAUCAACACUCCCUAUGUGACCAAAGACCUGCUGCAGGCCAAGCGUUUCCAGGCCCAGACUCUGGGCACCACAUAUGUCUAUGACUUCCCUGAGAUGUUUAGACAGGCGCUAUUCAAGCUGUGGGGUCCAGGGGACAAAUAUCCUAAAGAUGUGCUGAUGUGUUCAGAGCUGGUUCUGGACUCACAAGGUCGACUGACGCAGUUGAACCGUCUACCUGGAGACAAUGAUGUGGGAAUGGUUGCAUUCAGGAUGAGGAUGAAGACUCCAGAGUACCCCGAGGGUCGGGAGAUCAUUGUCAUCUGUAACGACAUCACCCACAUGAUUGGAUCCUUUGGGCCUCAAGAGGAUGAGCUGUUCCUUAAAGCGUCUGAGCUGGCUCGGGCUGAGGGCAUUCCCCGCAUUUACAUUGCAGCCAACAGCGGAGCACGCAUUGGCCUGGCUGAAGAGAUCAGACACAUGUUCCAGGUGGCCUGGAUUGACCCCACUGACCCCUUCAAGGGUUUCAAGUACCUUUACCUGACACCACAGGACUACAAACGUAUCAGCUCCACCAACGCUGUGCACUGUCACCAUGUAGAGGAAGGCGGAGAGUCCAGGUACAUCAUCACUGACAUCAUCGGCAAGGAUGAAGGUCUCGGGGUUGAGAAUUUGCGAGGUUCUGGCACCAUCGCUGGAGAAUCCUCUCAGGCCUAUGAGGAGAUUAUUACCAUCAGUAUGGUGACAUGCCGCGCCAUUGGAAUUGGAGCUUACCUGGUCCGUCUAGGACAGAGAGUUAUCCAGGUGGAGAACUCGCACAUCAUCCUGACUGGAGCCGGUGCUCUCAACAAGGUUCUGGGUAGGGAGGUUUACACAUCCAACAACCAGCUGGGAGGGAUCCAGAUCAUGCACAAUAAUGGAGUCACACACACUACUGUGCCAGACGACUUUGAGGGUGUCUUCACCAUCCUCCAGUGGCUCUCCUAUAUGCCAGAGAAUAAUCAUUCCCCUGUGCCUGUGAUAGCAACUAAGGACCCAGUAGACAGAGAGAUAGAUUUCACCCCCACAAAAGCUCCGUAUGACCCCCGCUGGAUGCUGGCUGGGAGGCCCCAUCCCACUGUGAAGGGGGCCUGGCAGAGUGGAUUCUUUGACCAUGGCUCAUUCAUGGAGGUCAUGGGCUCUUGGGCUCAGACGGUGGUCGUGGGCAGAGCUCGAUUAGGUGGAAUUCCCCUUGGUGUGAUUGCUGUGGAAACACGGACUGUGGAGCUCACCGUCCCAGCAGAUCCGGCCAAUUUGGAUUCAGAAUCUAGAUUCAUGCAGCAGGCCGGACAGGUGUGGUUCCCAGACUCAGCCUUCAAAACAGCUCAGGCCAUUUGCGACUUCAACCGUGAGCGUCUGCCGCUCAUGGUGUUUGCCAAUUGGAGGGGCUUCUCUGGGGGAAUGAAGGAUAUGUACGACCAGGUGCUGAAGUUUGGAGCCUACAUUGUGGACGGCCUCCGUGAGUUCCACCAGCCGGUGUUAGUGUACAUCCCGCCCCAUGCUGAGCUGAGAGGUGGGUCCUGGGUGGUGAUUGAUCCCACCAUCAACCCCCUGUGUAUGGAGCUUUACGCUGACAGGGAGAGCAGAGGGGGCGUCCUAGAGGCAGAAGGUACCGUGGAGAUUAAAUUCAGGAGGAAGGACCUGGUGAAGACCAUGAAAAGGCUAGAUUCAGUUUAUGCCAGUCUGGUUGAGCAACUAGGUACCCCAGAGCUGUCAGACAAACAGCACAGAGAGCUGGAGUCCAAGCUGAGAGCUAGAGAGGAGUUCCUGUUGCCCAUCUACCACCAGGUGGCAGUGCAGUUUGUGGAUCUCCACGACACCCCUGGCAGGAUGCAGGAGAAGGGCGUCAUCACUGAUAUUUUGGAUUGGAAGAACGUGAGGAGCUUCUUCUACUGGCGGCUGCGUCGCCUCCUGUUGGAACAGGUGGUGAAGUGUGAGAUCCUGCAGGCCAACAAAGACCUCAGCGACGGACACAUACAGUCCAUGCUGCGGCGCUGGUUUGUGGAAACAGAGGGAACUGUCAAGGCCUACCUCUGGGACAAUAACCAAGCUGUUGUGGAGUGGCUUGAGAAACAUUUGUCCAAGGAGGACGGCACUCGAUCAGCUAUUCGCGAGAACAUCAAGUACUUGAAAAGGGAUUACACUUUGAAACAUAUUCGCAGUCUGAUACAGGCCAACCCUGAUGUAGCCAUGGACUGCAUCAUCCACAUGAGCCAGAACAUCACUCCCUCCCAGAGGGCCAAGAUCUCCCAUCUGCUUGCAACCAUGGACAACACCAGCACUAGUUAAGCUUGUAAGGGUGUAAUGAUUGUAUGCUAUAUAAAGCCAUCUGAUGAUCUGUUGUGGGUUAUUAGGUAUCUGUUAAAGUGUGUGGGUGUAGAGGCACAUGGGUACAAACUGUGUGAUUGUAAACAAGUGAAGAGUACAAAGAUAAAGCCAAAAAAAAUCAUGUCUGAUUCUCAGGAUAAUAGUCAAGGCUAUGCUUUCUAAUAAUGCAAGCACAAAAAAGACUGAUAGCAAUUACCACUUUACACUACAUGCAGCUUUUUGUCUGUUUAGUCGUCUCCAUCAAUGGAUAUCUGUAGCAGUAGGAAUAAUGAAGUCUGUUAUUUCACCGACUCAGUUUAACCGGUCCUGCUUUUUGGUCCAAACUAUAUCAUUACCAUGCACAUUUCACUUGACUGUAUUUGUACAUAUGGUGUGUCUCUCAGAAACUCUAGGUGCAGUGUUAUAUUUGCCUUAUCAGUGCUUUAUCCAGCCAGUUAAUACUGAAGUAAUAUACUGCCAAAAUUCAUUAAGGGCAUGACUUCACAUUCAGGUGCUGGUUGUCAUGUUCAGUUAACGGUGUCAAAAAGGAUUCACGUUCACCUUUCAGUGUAGCCGACAUACAAAUGAACACGAACCAACGCUGAACAAGACAAAAACAAAUGCAAUUCAUAAGUAAUAUUGCUGCAUUGGAAAACGUCUUACUGGUAAAAUUAAUUUUCCGUUUUCAUUUCUGUGUUGAAUAAAAAAAAAAGAAGACAUUUUUAUCAGUAUUGCGAGUGCAAUUUAAGUGCAAUUUAAGAGCCAGGUUAAGAUUUUUCUGUUAACCAGUGUGUCCUGAGUGCUGCUUUUCAUUUUUUCAUUUCACUGUGGACAAUGGACGUGGUAGUCCAUCUUUUUUUCAUUGUCAGUUAAUUUAAAAGUGUUUGUGUUUGAAUGUGUUUAUGCUGAGGUCUUUUAAUGUGUGUUAAUACGUUGUUGUGAAUGCUAGGAGAUACUUUAAUCCCAUAUAUUUGAACACUCCUGUUGUUUUUCUUGUUGGUUUUUCUAAUUGCAGUAAUUACAAAACUCAGGUUUUACAAAGGCUAGACUUUGACCAGGGUAAUUUGGCAAAGCUGAGAAUGUAACCAAGUGAUCCUCCAGGUGAUGGCUUGUUCUGCCUUAUGUCCGAUCAAAAUACCAGAAAUGCUGUAUGUUGCCAUGACAUUUCAUUUGAAUGUAUGUAAAAUCAAUCCUGUGUACUGUACAAUACUCCCACCAAGGGCUAUUUGUUAAUAAAUGUGAUCCAUUUAUUUUUGGCAAAA